Molecule: messenger RNA, 978 nt
Organism: Oryza sativa Japonica Group (Japanese rice)
Lineage: Eukaryota; Viridiplantae; Streptophyta; Magnoliopsida; Poales; Poaceae
Product: ocs element-binding factor 1
Biological process (GO): positive regulation of DNA-templated transcription
Cellular component (GO): nucleus
Molecular function (GO): DNA-binding transcription factor activity; transcription cis-regulatory region binding
Source: RefSeq, a predicted model, not a curated record
UCCCUCUCCUUCCACUCGACCCCCUCUCUUUGGUUGCUAAUUACCAUUCUGCCCCUCUCACCUCCACUGCCAUGGCCGGCCUCCCCUUCCCCUCCGACUCCGACACCGCCCUCGAGGCCUUCCUCGCCGACAUUGGCUUCGGCGCACCAUGUCCGGAAGCUGCUCCGGCGCCGUCUCCGUCGCAUCCGGACACGACGGCGGCGGCGGCUACUGAUGAGCCGGUGAUGGCCGGUGACGACCAGGCCGACGAGGAGCGGCGGCGGCGGCUCCGGCGGAGGAUCUCGAACCGCGAGUCGGCGCGCCGGUCGCGCGCGCGGAAGCAGCGGCACCUCGACGAGCUCCGGGCCAAGGCCUCCGCGCUCCGCGCCACCAGCCGCGACCUCGUCGCGCGCCUCCGCGGCGCCAGGGCGCGCGCCGCGCUCGUGGCGCUCACCAACGCGCAACUCCGCGACGAGGCCGGCAAGCUCGCGCUUCGCCUCGCCGCCGCCCGCCGCGUCAUAGCUCUCCGGCAGCUCUACUCCGCCGCCGCCGCCGGCGGUGGCUUCGAGAUGCAGGCGCUCGCCUCGUUGAUCGCGUAGGCGAUCGAUCCCACGUGGACGCAUGCAUGCACGUGCCGACUUUUUUGACUUGGUCAAACCUGGGCCGGUUAAACGAAUUCUCCAACUCGAAUGAAUGGAUGAACUGAUGAACUCGAAUGGCUGUAGAUAAAAGUAGCAAUCAUUUUGCUGAGAUAAAAAAUAAUCACAGUGAGAUGAAAUUGGCAAGGACGAGCAAAGCUAACGAUGAACGAACGCUCUAUUACUAUCGCUCGACCAUCAGUUGCUCAUUUUUCUCGAUCUUGGAGGACGAAUUGUCCCGAAUUCAAUAUAUCAUGCCGAUGAAAUUUGAUAUGUCAUGACAUGAACUUGAGUGCACCAAUUGAUCGAUCUAUCCGGGCUAAAUUUCUCCGAGAUCAAUCAAAUCAGCCAUUUUACUUUU